Diaporthe batatas is the source of this 3163-nucleotide messenger RNA. RefSeq lists its product as uncharacterized. The record is from RefSeq and is a predicted model, not a curated record. The coding region runs from base 1244 to 2683 and encodes 479 amino acids. The transcript is spliced from 7 exons. NCBI's taxonomy places the organism in Eukaryota, Fungi, Ascomycota, Sordariomycetes, Diaporthales, Diaporthaceae.
UGUCUGGGUCGCAACCAUCGUUUCCCAAGAUUUCAAUUACGCUCCUAGCAGUGUGACAGAUCCACACUAAAAUCAAGCCAGCUCCCCCUGCUCCCUAGCCACAAAACCCCAGGUAUUCUCGACCGCACUCCUGGUGCUGGUCUUCUCAUAGCAUUGCCAUUAAUGCACAAACAGAAAACAUCCAAUCCCAAGGGCUGCCAAAUUUGGUACACCGCGAGGCAUCUCAAGUGUCCUGCUGCUGGCUGUGGGGGCGUGAUCUCGCGCCGCCCGGCUCAGACCGAGAGAGGUUAUGGACACACACACACCCCUGGAGGUCGGAGUCAGCCUGCCCGGCGGCCCAAAAUGAUAGCUCACCCACAGGAGGGUGCGAGACAAGAUAUGGCUUACCUUACCUGGAACAAUGCCACCCCCAUCGUGCAAAAAGAAAACUAACUGGUGUGUCGGAAAACUAAGAACCGAACGCACAAGGUGGAUUGGCCAAGGGUCGAAGAUUGUGUGGCUGACACUUCUACCCUGCCCACUCCCAGGGGGGGAGGGGGGCCACAUCUGUGCCUCAUGACACCCAUUGUAGCAUUCCUCUCUUACGCACAGGCAUCCGUGCUCGUCGUCAGGGAUGUGGCACCACAAAGUAGCUGCCAGGCAUGCCUGGGCCUGGCUCUUUCUUCCCGUUGACGCCGGCUGUCGCCGCCGGGUUGUUUGAACUCCCAUCAGCAGUUGUCUGCUGGUGUCAACUGAACAACUGCUGGUCUCAUGGACAAUAGCACUCAUGCUAUUUCGUCCGGAGCCGAAGCGACAUAGAUAGGGUCCUUGGCCUGGACAGGGACUACGUCCGAAUGAUGAUUUUCCCGGCGCCCACAUGGGGUCAAGGGCCCUUGGUGUCAAACGCAACACCACCGCCUUCCGCCCCCUUCCUUUUUCUGUCUGAAGUACUACGCAAGCCACUAGACGACCGGAUGAGAGCACUUCCUUUCUCUUGCGAAACCCUCUCUCGGUCCCCAAAGGUCAAGACUGACUCGGUGGUACAAACGUUGGCGGCCCACCGUGAACAUGUUCGUCUUGAUGUUUGCUUGAAAGAGGCCGGUCCAUCCCACCACUCCACUCCUCCGCCGGCCGUUUUCUUUCCUCUAGAAGAACUCGCCACUUUUCUUCCCUUCUUCUCGAAAACCUUCCCAGCUGCCCGCACCGAGUCCUUUCCCCGCUCGGCGAAGGUAGCUGGCCGGUCCAUCAUCAACCCAAAACGACAAUGUUCUUCCCUCUGUCCACCCUGCAGAACUGGCCCACGCCCAACUAUGUCAACCCCGAGAGGAGAGGACCGGCGGCCACCAUCAUCCUCUCCGUGCUGCUUGGGCUCGUCACGCUCAUCCUCAUCAUCCGCAUAUACACCCGCGUGCGGAUAUCUCGGGGCUUUGGGCUGGAUGACGUGCUUAUAAUGUUCGCCUAUAUACCAACGGCGGCGUUUGCUGUGCUCUCAUUCUUCGCCAUGACGAAAUUCGGCUGGGGUACUCACAUAUGGGAUAUCCCCCCAGAGUCGACCAAGCAGAGCUUGCAGUUCAGCCUGGCAAACCAGCUAUUGUUUGACGUCUCAACAUCAUUGACUAAGCUGUCAAUGCUGUCCCUCAUUUACCGAGUGGUAGCCGUGGAGAAGAGCCGCUACAGAUACGUUGUACUAGCGCUGGCAGCCAUUGUCUUCUCAGACAGCCUGAUUUUCUUCUUCAUCACCACCUUUCAAUGCCGGCCAGUCUCAGACUACUGGACGCUUUCAUUCGCCCCCCAGAACUGCAUCAACGAAGAACGACACCUGCUGGCUGCUGGAUGUAUCAACACCGUCACUGACUUCCUCAUCGUCAUACUCCCAAUGCCAUAUGUAGCCCGGCUCAAGCUGCCAAGGAAGCAACAAAUUAUUAUUGUCAGCCUCUUUACGGGUGGUCUUUUUGUCACAGCAGCAGGCGCCGUGAGGACCUACAUAUUUCACAUCACGCUCACGGAUCCCGCUCGGGACUUGACAUGGAAUUCAUACGUUAUCAUUCUUGUCAGCGCACUUGAGCUAUACAUUGGCAUUAUCUGCGCCUCCAUACCCGCCAUCAAACCCUUCGUCGCCCGCUACCUCCCAAUCAUGCUCGAGAACCCGAGGUACUGGCUGUCCAAGCCGGCCGAGAGCCGCAGGGACCCCUUCGACAGGCCGUCAGCAACAGGCAAGGGCCUCGAGCCCGACUUCUGGCUCGUGACCGCGAGGGACUCGAAAGCGACCUUCAACGACGUCGAGUCGGCCUCGGGCCUGGUCAUGCAGAUGCAGCCCCGGCCGCCCAUGCCGGGCAUGCCCACGCCGACCCGGCCGCCGCGCACAGUCUCGACCCUGAAGGCGGGCAAGGCCCUGUCCGCCAUCACCACCGCCACCACCGCCACCACAUCUACCGCCGUCGACGACGAUCACCUCUCGGUGGCCUCGGCCGCGUCCGCGGUCCCGCCCCCACUCAACGUCGUCAAGAGCCCGCGCCACAGCACGGCCAGCUCGAGGCCCCUGGACCUCAACAAGCCGCUGCCCCGGAUCGGCACGGCCGUGCUGGACGCGAGCUUCGCGAGCGAGGCGCAGAAGCACAUGAGCAGCAUUUAUCAGUUUAUCCCGCACGAGGACGGGCACAUCAGCGUACACAAGGCGCGCAAGAGCGCAUUCGGUAAUGGGUGAAAAAAGUAAAAGAGCAAGAGCGCAAGAUACCCGUUUAUUUAAUUCAUAUGGGCGAUCAAAAUUCGCAAAAAGGAGGUAUUACACUCUAAAUGCGAUGUCCCGUCAUUCUUGAGAAGCCCUUGUCCUGGAUCAGGACAAGGCAGGACAGACAACUUCCCUCCGUCCCUUGGACCCCCCUAGCCGGACAGGACCGGCGGAGGCAACAAAAGGGGGCGGGGCGGAUGGGAGAGACUGCGGCCGUACAGCAGAUGCUGCGCCGCGUUUCGCGCGGACUCGAUCCGCCAGUGAUGUUCUCUAUGAGUUUCAAUCACUCAGAGAGCCGCCGAGGCUCGGAGAACGAGCGGAGUGCUCUCAGGUCACUGCUGCUGCUUCACAGGCAGUCAGUCGCUACUUGGUGCUCGCGCACCCAUGGAUAGCCAGUCAAGGUUUUAACGGCCUAUUUUCUUCUUCUUGGGUUCAGAUACCUAGAUAGCUUUCAAC